This is a messenger RNA of Dryobates pubescens (Downy woodpecker), 1953 nucleotides long. RefSeq names its product transmembrane protein 121. The transcript is spliced from 2 exons. The record is from RefSeq and is a predicted model, not a curated record. The coding region runs from base 131 to 1069 and encodes 312 amino acids. Lineage: Eukaryota; Metazoa; Chordata; Aves; Piciformes; Picidae.
CGCCGCCGCAGAGCCGCCGCCGGGGCGCGCCGGGCAAUGCCGCGCCGGGCCCGGGGCCGCCACCGGGGGCCCGCGAUCGCCGCCGCCGCCGCCGCCGCCCUGCCCCGGCGCCCGGGGGAGCCGGCCGAGGAUGGUUCCCCCACCACCUGUCAGCAAGCCCCACGUGUGCCUCUCCACCGUGCUCAUCAUGACCAGCCUCGUCCUCAUGGAUGCCUACCUGGUGGAGCAGAGCCAGGGCUCCAGGAAGCUGGGUAUCUGCGUGAUGGUGGCGGUGGGCGACGUGUGCUUCCUGCUGGUGCUCCGCUACAUGGCCAUCUGGGUGGGGGCGGAGGUGAAGACAGCUAAACGCGGCUACGCCAUGAUCCUCUGGUUCCUCUACGUCUUUGUCCUGGAGAUCAAGGUCUACUUCGUGUACCAGAACUACAAAGCCGACCGGAAGAGCCUGGAUCUCAUCGCCCGCAAGGCGCUGACCCUGCUGCUCUCCAUCUGCAUCCCUGCCCUCUACAUGCUGCUGGUGGCCACGGAGCACAUGGAGUACGUCAGGACGUUCAAGAAGAAGGAGGAUCUCCGCAACCGCCUCUUCUGGGUCAUCGUGGACGUGCUGGACGUGCUGGACAUCCAGGCCAACCUGUGGGAGCCCCAGAAGAAGGGUCUACCCCUUUGGGCCGAGGGCAUCAUGUUCUUCUACUGCUACAUCUUGCUUCUGGUCCUCCCUUGCGUGUCCCUCUGCGAGAUCAGCAUGCAAGGGAUCGGCAUCAUGCCGCACCGGAUGAUGCUGUACCCCAUGCUGAGCAUGCUCACCGUCAACAUCACCACCAUCUUCAUCCGGGGCAGCAACAUGCUCUUCUUCAGGGACGCCCGGGUCUCCAGCAUCUUCAUGAGCAAGAACAUGCUGGCCAUCGGGCUGAAGAUCUGCACCUUCGUGCAGUACCAGCGGCACCGCCAGCACGCGGCGCUGGGGCCGGACCCGGCCCCGCAGCACGGCGCCCAGGCCCAGCCCUCCCCAGCGCUGCACAGCGCCCGGGACCAGCCUGCCUGCCCCGAGGAGCUGACCCAGGACAACACGUGACAAGCCAGCAGCAGCCAUAGCCUGGGCACCGCCGUGCCAGGCCCACACCUGCCAACCCGAGGCGGGCUGCUGCGCUCCCCGCCUGGACAGAGCGCACUGACUCUGCUCCUUCCCUCCCUGGGUGAAGCUGCUCCUAUCCCCACGUGGUGAGGAGCCUCUCAGAGCAGCUUCUGUAAGGCCUCAGAACACUUUGGGACCUCAGCACCCACCAAGUGAGACAGGCAGCAGAGCGGAGGAAGAGGCCAGGUUUGCCCAACGUGCUGUAUCUGGCUGGGGCUGAGCAGCCUUAUCCUUGUGCCAGUGCUUUCUUUACACCCUCUGGCCAGCCAGGGCUCAGGCCAGGGGGCUGCACAGGGUCACCCACCACACUGUUGUGGUUGGACCUGGCCAUUGGAGGUGACCACCCUUUUUCUUAUCUCCCUCUUUGCAAUAAAAGACCUGAGCCCUGCAGCCUCCUUGUAUCUGUGUCCCUGCUGGCAGGCAGCUGGGUCCCCCCAGCUCCCAUGGGCGCCUGGAUGUCCAUUUGCAGAGUGAGUCUGGGUUGGGGGACUCAGUGAUUGCUUAGGUCUGGGGAGAGCAUCCCAGACACCAUUCCUCCUGGUUAGCAGUUGGAAAAAAAGAAGCAGGUCCUUCUGAGAGCCUGGUGGGCUCUGACGGUGUCAGCUGGGGAGUAUCUUGUGACAGCUUUGUCAGCCACCACUGCCUAUGCAACCAGCUGCAGUUACAUCAUCUGGUGCCACUCCACUUGGAGGAACACCAGGUCUGGCCUACACACACUGUGGGAACUGCAUUAGAAACAGAAGGAGAAUCAUAGAAUUGUUUUGGUUGGAAAUGACCAUUGAGUCCAACCAUCAACCCAACACCACCAUGGCCAUUAAACCAGG